This is a messenger RNA of Cynoglossus semilaevis (tongue sole), 1607 nucleotides long. RefSeq names its product fructose-1,6-bisphosphatase 1-like. NCBI's taxonomy places the organism in Eukaryota, Metazoa, Chordata, Actinopteri, Pleuronectiformes, Cynoglossidae. Gene Ontology annotation, biological process: gluconeogenesis; sucrose biosynthetic process; fructose 6-phosphate metabolic process. The record is from RefSeq and is a predicted model, not a curated record. The transcript is spliced from 7 exons. Gene Ontology annotation, cellular component: cytosol; cytoplasm. The coding region runs from base 150 to 1166 and encodes 338 amino acids. Gene Ontology annotation, molecular function: fructose 1,6-bisphosphate 1-phosphatase activity.
CACUGGCCACGCCCCUCCUUCACUCUUCCAUUGGUCGUCACAACUUCACACCCCUCAACAAAGUUCUACGUCACAACGCAUUUAAGUUCCGCACUUCACCUCUCACCACAACAUCCACUUUCUGACUGAUUGGACCCAACACUGCCAUUAUGUCCGACCGAGGAACAUUCGACACCAACGUGGUCACCGUGACCCGGUUCGUCAUGGAGGAGGGCAGGAAGGCGAAAGGCACCGGGGAGUUGACCACGCUGCUGAACUCCCUGUGCACGGCCGUGAAGGCCAUCUCCAGCGCUGUGCGGAAAGCAGGGAUCGCCCACCUCUACGGCAUUGCAGGCAGCACUAAUGUAACAGGUGACCAGGUGAAAAAGCUGGACAUCCUCUCCAACGACCUGGUCAUCAACAUGCUCAAGUCUUCCUUUACCUCCUGCGUACUGGUGUCAGAGGAGAACGACAAUGCCAUCAUCGUAGAGCCCGAACACAGGGGCAAGUAUGUCGUUUGCUUCGACCCUCUGGAUGGCUCCUCCAACAUCGACUGCCUCGUCUCCAUCGGUACCAUCUUCGCCAUCUACAAAAAGACCACAGACGAUGAACCAUGUGAGAAGGACGCCCUGCAUCCAGGCAGAGAUCUGGUCGCAGCCGGCUACGCUCUUUACGGCAGCGCCACCAUGAUCGUACUCUCCACCGGCAACGGAGUCAACUGCUUCAUGCUUGACCCAGCAAUCGGUGAAUUUAUACUGGUUGACCGGGACGUGAAGAUCAAGAAGAGAGGCAAGAUUUACAGUUUGAACGAAGGCUACGCAAAGCACUUUGACCCCGCUGUCACAGAGUACCUGGAAAAGAAAAAGUUCCCUAAGGACGGCUCUGAACCUUACGGCGCUCGCUACAUCGGUUCCAUGGUGGCGGAUGUUCAUCGAACACUGAUGUAUGGAGGCAUCUUUUUAUACCCUGGGAAUGUGAAGAGUCCAAAGGGAAAGCUGCGGCUGCUCUACGAAUGCAACCCCAUGGCCUUCAUCAUAGAGCAGGCAGGUGGGAUGGCCUCCACCGGUCUGGAGAACAUCCUGGACAUCCAGCCAGAGAGUAUCCAUCAGCGAGCUCCUGUGGCCCUGGGUUCUCCUGAGGACGUUCUGGAAUACAUCGCCAUUUGUCAGAAACAUGCCAAGAAGUGAAGCCACACCCAAUCUCCAAUCUCAUAACCACCAUCAAGUAGUAUCAGUUAACUGACACGCACUGUGCCUUCAGUCGUGUCUUACAGAGUGUAUCACAUGUAUUUGUGAAGAACACAAGUUGGUGUAAUGUUGAAUCAGUAAUGUAAAAGCUGUGGUUUACAGAAAAAAUUGACCAAAAAUGGUCACGUGGACCUAACUUUCCUUUUCAUAGACCAUAAAUGCUGAACCCUCUAUAAUGCACACAUCCCAUCAUGAACCUUGAAGGACCAGAGUCGUGCCAAAAGACUCUCCAAGAAAUGCACUAAUGAAACCAAAGAGAAUUCCUCAUCACUUUACCUCCAGUCGUGCCUUGUGUGUCUUCGUGUGUGUGAAGGACCAAACACAACCUCUAUGCAAAUGAAAACUGAUGAAUUUGAAUAAAUCAGAAAAAAGGAAAAAUCA